Messenger RNA from Parasteatoda tepidariorum (common house spider), 978 nucleotides. Its product is annotated as putative inorganic phosphate cotransporter. Gene Ontology annotation, cellular component: membrane. Gene Ontology annotation, molecular function: transmembrane transporter activity. Gene Ontology annotation, biological process: transmembrane transport; monoatomic anion transport. The record is from RefSeq and is a predicted model, not a curated record. Lineage: Eukaryota; Metazoa; Arthropoda; Arachnida; Araneae; Theridiidae.
UUGCAGGUCUUUUAGGUGUUUUAGUGUCUCUUCUCGUGGCAGCAGUUUAUGUGGAAACACCUUCUGACGAUCCAAAAAUAUCAGAUCGUGAACUGCAGCAUAUAUUACAAAGUUACAAUAGUUCUCCUGUAAAACGGCCACCAACUCCAUGGCGUGCCAUCAUCUUAUCCGUUCCGACCUAUGCAUUAAUCAUUGCAUUGUUUGGACAAUACUGGAUGGCAUUUUAUUUCUUGAGUGUUCAUCCCACCUACAUGGGAACAAUUCUCAAUAUACCCAUUAAGGAGAAUGGUAUUUUAUCUUCGGGCCCACAUCUAACCCAAGCCAUUGCAGGAUUUUGUGCUUGUUGGUUAUCUUUCUGGCUGAAUCGAAAUGAUACUUCGAAAGUCAACUUAGUCAGAAAAGGAUGCAACAGCAUAAGCUGUUUUGCUUUUGCACUGGGAAUGAUCGGUGUAUAUUUUUCUGGCUGUAAUACUACGUGGAAUGAAAUAUGCCUAUUUAUUGCUACGGCGGCUGUUGGAUUCGGCUUUGCUGGAAGCCUAAUCGUUGCUGUUGAUAUGUCUCCAACGUUUUGCGGUGUAGUGAUGGGUCUGGCGAGUACUGUUGCUAGUUUAGCAGGAUUCAUUGUUCCUGUACUUGUUGGAAAACUUACCAAAGAAGAGCAAACUAUGGCACAAUGGCACAAAAUGUUCCUUAUCACUGCCUUUGUGGGGGCCGUGAGUGGAAUUGUUUUCCUUCUCUUUGGCUCAACAGAUGCUCAGUCUUACGAUCCAAGUUAUUCUAAAGACGAAAACAUGAAUAAUCCAUCCAAGCAAGAUGCUAAACCCAAAGAUGAAAUAUCUUCUAAUCUUUGACGACAUAUAUUAAUAGUCCUGGUGUAAAUGAUGCACAUCAAUAACAGAUCUCGUAUCAAAUAUUUCAUUUUGUGAAGAAAUUGUUUUUUACCGUCGUUUUUGUAUAGUGUAUAUGUUUUUAUUUAUU